AACGAUAACAAGGCCAGUUUGAGGCACGGUGCUGACUGAGAGUAGGACAUGGUUUCACUUUAACCAAUAAUCUGGUCUCAGUUUUAAGGAGGUUUUUAAACUACACAAGCUACUUUCUGUUGUGAAGGAAGCCCUCUAAAAGUAUAUUUACAAACCAGAUUGAACGUUUCUACGACAGUGUUAAUGGAGAAAGCCGCUAGAUCUGAGCCAUCGCGAAGACGAGGCUGAACGAUCGGAGAACAAAAUGGAGGACUUCCCUAGCCGUGACGAGCCAAUCUGUCAGAUCGAGAACUGUAACUGUCCUCUUAAACAUAUUAUACAACUUGACAGCCAGAAACGUUCCUCUCCAAAAAUCGGCACGGAGAGUGAACGGCCACAACAUCAUCAACAGAUGGACAACGUUCAGUUCCCUUUCUACAAUCACUUCAUCACAUCAAGUCAGUACAACCAGCAAUCCAGCACCUCAUCCGAAUUCUUUAAUCCGAAGCGCCGCCGUGUAAACAUGUAUAACGAAGAAACUGGACAAUGCUCCAUUGGUAAUAGUUCCACAACUGCCAAUGUACCGGAUACUAGCGCAAAUUUCUGUAGCGGAAGUAGAUACGACCAAUCAUCUAAUCCGUUUUACCGUACAUAUACUCAACAGGUUGCGGAUUGUGAACGUCAAACUAACACAGACAACAGUAAAACUGAUUAUCACGUUAACAAACCUGUACUAGAUACACGAGUGCCCUCUAUAGAUUGCGUUAAUAGUGGACCAAACGGCGCGCAACACUUGGACGUUGGGCCAUAUCAGCGAGAGCGGAGCAAAAGUGCCACUCUGCUACCGAUGUUGCCAAAGAAGAGAGGUAUAAAACGAUACUCCCCGGACCCAAAACGGGAACAGGACACCUCGUCACGACAGUCUUAUGAAACUACUCGAAAAUUAUCGCGGCAGGCGUCUUCGACAAUGAAGCCAAAGACGGACUCUCUUCUACUUCCGGCAGCGAGGUCGUCGCCCUCUCCCACCUCCACGAUCUCAUGUCCUCCAGCUGUACCCGCCAAGCCUCCGAAAUACGACGCGAAGUCAAUAAAGGCCGAUAUGAUUCGUGAGAUAGACAGUCAAAAAGACGACGAUGAAGAUGUGCAGACAUUCAGAAAGAAGCUCUUCGACUCCUUCAUGAAAACGAAAGAACCAAUAAAAGCGGAAGACGAAAACAAGGCGCCACCUGCCGAGGAAAAACAGAAAGAGGAAGUAACUCAUACCAAUCCAAUGACUUCAUUGGACUAUUUGAUAUCGAAAACUUUGAUGGAGAGUGAGGAUAAACCGUUCAAGGCGCGGAAUAAUCACAUACACGAGAUCAUUCGCGGCGAGAAGAGAGGUCGGCUAUGUCUGAUGGAUCUAGUAGAGCUACAGGUCGAGAUGGGACUAGCAUAAUAUCAUAUCAUAGGUCUUGUAUGUCUACAGCGUGAAAGUGGUCUGCUGUUAUAUGGUUAUUUAUUGUAGAAAUGUGUAUUAGAUGGUGAUUGUGUUUGUAUAAAUGACAGUCAUUUCUUGUGAUCAGAUCACGUCCAUUAUAUAAUCAUCAGGUUGUCAGAGUGACAAGCUAGCACUAGAAAUCAGGCAUCAACCUCACAAAUUAGCGAGGAAUUAAGUUUGUCUUAAAAGUGUAUGUUUAUGAUUGAAUUGAAAGAUAGUUUAUAUUUGGAUAAACAUGUUUAUUAUAUACUUACUGUUAUUGAAAUUUUCGUUUAUUGUAAGUUACAUGUAUUUAAGAAAUCGUGCAAAUAUCGUUGGCUACAAAUUAUUUUAUUUUACAUGUUCCGUUGAUUCGUAAUGAAAUAAAUAUAUGUCACAGAUGUGGUACAUUUUCGGUGAUCAAGUUAAAUAUGGUUGUACGGCUUGAAAUAUCAAAUAUCUGUACAUUAUAUCCUGAAUGUUAGGGCCAAAGUUAAGAUUUUUGACAUCUGUACAUUUAAAUAUUGGUAUCAAACAAGUUUAGAAUCAAAAAUAAUUAUGUGAACCUUGAAGAUUAUUAAAUGACGUUGGUUCCUCAUGGUACGUGAUUGAAUAUCGAAUUGUAGAAAACGGUUGUUACCGUAUUUACGAGCGGGGACAGGCUAAACCCAAUUCGCCAUUACAAAUAGUAAGUUAAUGUAACGUCAAUAUAUUCGAUUAUCGACAAUGAACCCACACGUGGUACAUAUUGAUAUCGGCAAGUGAGUCUCAACUACAUAAGGCAGGGGUUAGUAUCUUUCAAGUUGUCUUUAUACCCCGUGAUGGUGAUAUGCAUAUGUUCUCAACCUGAGGCAUUAUUGAAUCGUAAAUGUUUUUUUCCUCUUUUUUUUUUUUUGCUGAGUAUCUAGAGGACCGCGGGGGAGUUUGAACCAAGUCUGUAGGCUGUCGUCUACGCAAUAUAAUACCAAGUGUUGUUUUUCCUCUCUAUUUCAUGGCGUUUCUUUAUCAAGAAUCUUAAUCCAGAGUCAACGUCAUUUCUUGUGGUUGUUCAAAAUAUUUCUCCAUCAUAGUUCAAGCGAAAACUAAAACUUUCAUUGAAUACUGUAUUUAUUUAUAUAUUUUGAUUUCCUUUCUUACAUAAUUUAUUCCUGGAAUUCACAUAAGGGAGUCAUUUAAGCAUUGAACGGCUUUCAGUAGCGCGCUUCAUGUUGAAUUUGCCUCUGUCCAGUUGGCACUCAUAUUGACUAUGAAUGCCAACUGAAAGCCGUUCAAUGCUUGUAUUUACCAUCUGCGAUUUUUUAUUUGUCUUGCGAUUUUUUUUUGAAAUUUUCAAAUUCAAAUUUCAGUUGGCAGUUCAUAAGCCGGUGAACUCGCAACUGAAUUGGUAGGGUUAUAUAGUGGCAGUGCCAUACAAUGGUAAAUAUUAAGGUUAUGAACAAGCGUUUUUGGGUUCGAAGUGUCAUUUGGUUAAAACAUACUACUACCACAAAGGGAGGUAACUCUGAUAGACGAGAAACUUGAGAAGAGACGGCAUUAUAUUUGUGUGUGAUUGAUUUGUAAAGUGGAUAUUUAAUAGCUAAAAUAGAGAAAUAUUCCUCGUGAUCAGGAGGGUACGAAUUAUGACACAAUUGAACUAGUUAUAUAUUUUUUAGCCGAAUGUUUAUUCGUUUAUAUAGUUUAAGAUAAACACAUUAAAAACAAGUCUGAUUAUUUUUUAUUCACUCAAUCAUACCUCGGAGGAGUUUUGGUUAUUAAUGUUGAUAUUUUAUGGCGGUUAGUUGGUCUUGCAAUUGUAGAUAAAUUGAAACUAUACAUGUGUGGUACUGUUCGUGAUUGGAGAUCUGACCGACAAACCGGAAGUGAUUUCGCGAUGAAGUCCUAUAUAAAUGAUUCUCCCCCUAGUCAAGGCCCUUUUGCUACUGUUCUAAAAUCUGUGGACGAGGUUAGCGUCUGUGAUAACUGAAAUGUCCUGUCGGGUUGAUGGACACCAAACCGGUGACAGAAAGCGCUUUAUCAUAGUAGCGGUCAUAUGGCUUCCAGACAUUGUGAUGUAAUAUAUGAGAGAGCCUUAUUCGCUUUUACCAAAGUUAUUAUGGGAUGUUUGAACUAGACCAAGGCCCGUUUGGUACCAGAACGAUAUAUUGAGACAUGCAGGCAUGCCCGAAUCAUAUCAUAUAUAUAUAAACAUAGAGGCCGGCUCCUCUUUACGAGCACAUUACUGAACUGUUAAAUGUCUUUACAGUGAUAAUAAGGACACAUGUUGUUUGAAUGGAAGAUAAUAUUGGUUUUUUUUAGCAUUUUUGGGUAAGAUUUAUAUGUGGUCCCGAUAAGAGAAAAAAAACUAAAAUCGGAGGUGCCCGGGAAAGAUCACACAAUAUAACGUAACAGAGAGAAGACAGGAUAAACGCCCAGCGUGAUUCAUGACUAUUGUUUUCAAUGUUUUGUUUCAUCGGACAAUAAAUUUAUUACAAUUAAGUUAAGAUUGUUAGAUUGUUCAAAAUAUGAUAUGCACAGGUCGGUGUAUUUUAUUAUAAUGUUGAUUAUGGGUUUACGACCACCGGCAUCAUUCACAUUUAAUCAAAUGUUGUUAUUGCUACUAUAUAUGUAGAUGUACAUUACGAUGUACAAAUAUCACGUGCUAUAACACGUGGUUUGUAACAUGCGUGAUAUGUAUAUAGUUUAGUAUCAGAUGUACAUGUACCCCAUAUUGAUAUUGUAUGCAGAUUUCUCACUUGUAGCUACUUGUGUGUAGAGAUAUCACUUUUCCGACAAAAUCUACAUUUUACAUAAUCAUUGAGGAAAUCAGAUAAACUGAUGUGAAUAGAGCGAUAGUGACGCAAUAGAUCCCAGGGUUCCCUGCGCGAAGAGAAGCACUCGGAACUCCUCGAACGUAGAUAACAGGAUACUAACAUUCGGAAUACCUCGCGCGAUUACUGUACGUUUCAUCAAGGUGACCGCAGUGAUCGGCCGAUGUCUUCCGAAUGGGAUAUUGUUUAACACACCCGAGGAGGUUCGAAUGCUGAGAGGACACACAAGGGAUUUCUGGAGUGCAUGGUAAAUGGUAUUCGUUGGAUGUUAGUGUGUAUUGGGUUGAUAUCCUCACUGUGACGAGGAUUCUCUUUAUCGUUAACAUUUGAAAUAUAUAAUUCUACAUCUUAACAAAUUGAAUAAAACUUAAAAGUGAA
Molecule: messenger RNA, 4620 nt
Organism: Pecten maximus
Lineage: Eukaryota; Metazoa; Mollusca; Bivalvia; Pectinida; Pectinidae
Exons: 3
Coding region: 245-1414 (389 amino acids)
Source: RefSeq, a predicted model, not a curated record